Messenger RNA from Rotaria sordida, 363 nucleotides. The record is from the annotation of a GenBank genome assembly. Lineage: Eukaryota; Metazoa; Rotifera; Eurotatoria; Philodinida; Philodinidae.
AUGAAAAAGAAUCUUGCACCAUCAUUAACAACAUCAACAAAAACAAAACGUUCACUUUAUCGAAGAAAACUUCAAUGUCAAGAGAGAAUUAUUGAACAAUCAACAUCAUGUUUUUCAACAGCAACAACAUUAAUGCCACCCCAUUCAACAACUUACAUUAUUCGACGAAUGUCUCCAAAAAUUUCUUCUGACGAUUCUGAAGAAAUACAGAUUACUUUUGUUUUGUCGAAUAGAAAAGGCAUUAUUUUAUGUGAACUUAUGGAUCAACAUGACAUGGAAUUAAAAUCUGUUGGUAAACUGGGUAUGGUCAAACGAAAACAAUUUCUUCAAAAAAGAGAUAUUAGUCGAUCGCAUGAGACAUAA